AUGGCUCUUGUACAGAUUCCAACACAUACUAGUGGAGUUUUUGGUGGUUCUGCUGGCAUAAGCGAAAAGAUUCGCCACCGAAACAUGGCGAUCCCAGUCGUUCCCAACACCAUUACAGACGAAGACCUUGGAUUGUGCCAGGUCUCCAAGCUGCAGCCAGUCAAUUUGAAGAAAGUGAUCAAGCUGUUGGAAGAUCACCAUUCUAAAACACUGUAUGAUAGACAUAUCCACGCCUUGAAAAAAGUGGCUCAGCAUUUCAAUUAUGGCUUUCCAAUGAAGGACCUUGUGCAGAUCUUCAAAAUCUUGAAUAUCUGUGCAGACCGUUUUGAGUUUAAUUCAGUUUACGAGCAGCCGAUUUUGGAUCUGUUGAAGAUAUGUGGUCGUUCAUUUCUGAUGGAAAAGGCAUCAGAUGAAUUGGUUUAUAAGCAGCUUGUUGUGGAGUCAGUCUCUCAGCUUGGUUAUUUAAUGAGGAUUCCGAGUUCUGAUGUGAGGAUUCAGAUCUGUAACACACUGAUUGCUUUCACUACAGAGGACCAUCCGCAAGAACUGCCAGGCAAACCUGCCAGUUUGGAAUUCAAUAAUAACAUGGUAGAGCUGAGUGACAUCUCAGAAACUUUAAUGAAGUCCUUAACUUUAUUAGAAAAUGAUCUGCCAGCUAAACUGAAAGUACUUGAAGUCCUUCAGUUGCUCUCCAAAAAUUCUGCUAAAAACUGUGACCAGAUGCUAUCAGCUGAUGGUGGAAGUCGGGUUUGCUCUGGUUUGGUGGAUCCAGACUCCAGUGGCCAGUUGCUGUUUCGGUCCAGUGACAUUCUAUGGAAUUUAAUGGAGCAUGGUGACCCGGCGCUUCUCUGCAAGCAGCUGAACAGCAUCUCUUGUAUCAGCAAACUGCGGGAUGCUUUUGUCUACCAGCUGACCCAGGGCUACAGUCACUAUGACCGGCAGUUGAGAAAUGAUCUGCUUGUUCUGGCCACACUUGUGGCUUUCCACUGCCCAGAUGCUCCGUUUGUAGAAACUGGUUUUGCCAAGCAGCUGACUGUGUUUGCCACAUUCCAAGAAGUGAAAUCACACAAUGCAUUAGUUCGCCACUUAAAACUGUUGACCAACCGAGAGGACUUUGAAUUCAAGAAACUUCUUUUUAACAUUUUGGUUGUCCUUAGCAAUAACAGCACAGCAAUUUCUGUUUUUUCAGAGGGCCACUUGCUGCUAGCCCUGUUCUCGUACGUAAGAGCUAAUGAGAAGAAGAGUACACCAAGGGAGUGGAGCCUGGCCCAGUUUGAGGAGCUUCAGCUCCAAGCCAUGUCAUCUCUAUGUACAUUAUGUCCCCUGAUGCUUGAAGACUACAUGACCUGCCAGGGGUCGACACGUCUGCUGCUGUUACUGGAAUGGUGUGUGGGAUCAGAGGAUUACAGUGGUCAAGGCAAUAGUUUCCAUGGUAAAGGUGGUAGAGGAAGUAAGAGAGCUCAGAUGCACUACUGCCUACGAUUAUUGAGAAGUCUGAUGUCCACGGGGGAUGAACAGGUUCUUCAGGAUCUUGCUGAUCAAGGAGCAAUAAACCAACUCAUUGGGGUCUUGAAUACCUCCUUCACUCAAGAGUUACAUACAGGUGAUGAUGUGGAUAUCGAGAUGCAGACAGACAUAUUGUAUAUUCUAUCUAAUCUGUGCGAUGAAGAUUUACAUCGAAAGGAAUUGUUCAGCGUCUCUGGUGUUGACAUGGUGGUUCGGUAUCUACGUAUAGACACUCGACUGCUGAAGAGUGGUCUGGGCCACCACAAGUUAUUAUUGGCAGCUGUUGACUGUACUUGGUGUUGCAUUGUUGGUUGCUUCAUCACAGAGGAUUACUUCCUAGAGAAAGAAGGUGUUUUCUUGCUGUUUGAUCAGCUAGAGGUGUGCCCUAAGAGCAUGCACAGUAGCAUUCUGGGAUGUCUGCUGGAUUUGUGUGAGAACCCAAAAACUGUGAACCACAUUCUAACCUGGCGUGGUAAAGAUGGUUGCACAGCUGCCCAUAUGUUGUGUGAGUUGUGGCGCCAGGAGGAAGUAGAGAUUGGGGCCAAGAGGAACAGUCAAGGAGUCAUUCUUGAUAUCAGCCAUCCCCUGAUGGGAAGUUAUCAGGCUGGGGUGGGGAUAGUUCCUCAGCCGGCGUCCUACAUAAGCCAGGCUAUUGCGGAUGUUGGAGAAAAUAACAGAGCCAAAAUUUACUCGCUGUUCUCUAAGAUAGGGUUCACUGACCUGCCUGGCCUUACGGUGACAGACCAUGUCUCACUGGCCAUCAUAGAAAAGUAUCUUGACUUCAAGCUGGGAGAGGUGUGGUCAGAGAUCAUUGAGGAACUCAAUGCAGAACAGGUAAAGCCCAUAAGUGCUGACCUUGAAGCUAUAGAAGCCAUAUCUAAGGCCAUGCUAGAGAGAGCCCAGAUUGUCAAGGCAACCCAGUUAGAAUUGCUGGAAUCAGAGAGUAACCAGGAGAUGCUCAAUGAGCAGGAGUUUUAUGCUGAGAUCAGAGAAAAUCACCGACAGAAAGAGAAGGCUAUGGCUGAUUUCACUGAUUAUGUAGCAAGAACUUCUAGUUUCGCUGUGCUCAAGGCAGCAAAAGAAAGACAAGAGUUAUCUAUUGACAUGUCUAGGAUACAUCCAAAGUAUAGAGAAAUGGAGCAGUUCCAUGCCACAGAUUUGCCGAACCUGACUUCAACUGUGUUCAGUGGAAAACAUAUCAUCAUCAUGGAAUAA
Molecule: messenger RNA, 2721 nt
Organism: Candidula unifasciata
Lineage: Eukaryota; Metazoa; Mollusca; Gastropoda; Stylommatophora; Geomitridae
Source: the annotation of a GenBank genome assembly